AUGAAAAGGGUCAUAGUGGUGAUGGAGAAGUGUUAUAGGUAUUGUACAAGCCAAGGUAUUGGCGCGCCUCAAUUUGAAGACAUGGUUAACAUGAAAACCAGCCAUGUGGUUUUAAUUGAGCCGCGUCAAUAUCUCAUCUUGCACUUCUUUCCAUCUCCAAUCCUCCCUGGUCAACCUAGAGGGUUACAUCCAUCUGUUCUUUUUGUUUCUUAUGUGAAGAACCUUGUUUCUCCCCCUGUCUUUGUCUACCCUGGCAAUCAAACAAAUUAA
Molecule: messenger RNA, 270 nt
Organism: Sphenostylis stenocarpa
Lineage: Eukaryota; Viridiplantae; Streptophyta; Magnoliopsida; Fabales; Fabaceae
Source: the annotation of a GenBank genome assembly